Molecule: messenger RNA, 3191 nt
Organism: Octopus bimaculoides (California two-spot octopus)
Lineage: Eukaryota; Metazoa; Mollusca; Cephalopoda; Octopoda; Octopodidae
Biological process (GO): protein ubiquitination
Molecular function (GO): ubiquitin protein ligase activity
Source: RefSeq, a predicted model, not a curated record
GAUAGGUAUAUCGGCUGAAAUAUUUCUUAUAUACUUAGUAGCUGGUGAAAUCGUUUACUCAGCCAAAUUACACUGGCUUCAGUUACCUGUCUGCUCUCUCUCGUUUUACAAAUCUGGAGGGUACAUUAUUUUUCUUAUACAUUUUAACGAAUCCUUAAACAACUUUAGAACCUCAACAGAUUAUAUAGCAAGUAAAAUUGGGAGACUUUAUUAUAAAGCUCUAUAUCAUAUAUCUUCAUUUAUUAUUGUAUACCUCGAACUGGAUACGGGAUAUAUAGAGAGAACGAAACCAGAGAUCCAGAUUUUCUCAUAAAGGAAAGCUUAUUUAAUCUAGUGAACAGCUUAGCUUUUUUUGUGUGUUAAGCUCGUGUGUGGACAUAAAGUGGAACAGAGGCUAAGUCGAUCCCACGACAUGCCAGUUGCCACUAGCCAGAAAGAAGCCCAACUUGCCCGCACAUACUCUCUUCUGUCGUCGAAACCUUCAGCCAGUUACAGCGGUCGUAUCUCACCAUCUUUAGUCUCUGCCGCCUCGGAGUCUCUCUACACACCCGAAAGCGGUGCUCUGCUCUCUGAAAUGGGGCAGAUUACCAACAUGCCGACCAACUCCAAUAAUGACAACACAGGACACUUCUUUAGCACACACAGUCCACCUAUCUUGAACUUAAGUCCGAACUUGAGUCCCGUUGAACAUCAACGGACUUCGCCCGGCUAUGAUUUAAGGGAAACGGCUCGCCGACGUAGUAUACAAGACAGUCACCAUGGCAGUUUUAGUGGUCCAGGUAUUCAACAUCCAUCCUCAUUUUAUUCAAGUGUCAUUACAGAAGAUUCUGGCAGAAAAAGUGAAAGUCCUAGUAGAAAACGUCGUAAAACAUCAAACACUGUUGAUAUAGAACUUAGAAAUUCUCCUAGCCCCCCUCCAUCUCGACCAUGGGAAGUGAAUAACGAAACAGUACGAUUGGUGCGGCGUUGGAGUACCUCACAUCAAAGAAGAAACUCUGCCGAAAACUGCAUAACUCCUAAACCCAGACUUAGCCCAAUAACGCGGCGGCGUAUUAGAGAACGAAACACAACUCAGCGCAGUGAAUCACCAGAUAGAAGAGCGUUUCAACCUACAGCUGCAACAAAUUGCCAGAUGCACCCUGCCUUACUGGGACACCAAAAUCCCCAGCAACCAAUUAUGUUUGAUUUGGAGCAGGUUCCAGUGUCUGCUCCUGUAACUAUUGCUCCAUAUGCUAUUCCUGUAUGUACUGGCACACAUCCUAGUUCCGUGUGUACAACAGCUCACCUACCAGUGUGUGCUAGCCAGCCGACAUGGUCCAUUCCUCCAUGCAGUGUUCCAAUUCCAUCAUGUAGUAUGCAGCACAUUCCGGCCUGUAGCUUGCAACAACUUCCUCCAGGUGUAGCUGCCAGUCAUCAUGCAGCUCCCCCACAUGCACCUCCACAUCAUGCUAUUCCUGCUCCACCUCCUGGAACACUGCUGCAUCAGAAUUCUAUGGCUGCCGCUGCAGCAGCUGCUGCUGCCGCUCAUGCUGCUCGACAUAUGUCCAGUCAACAUCAUAUAAAUACAGCACCUGGACCACCACAUCACCCGGGGCCACAUCAUCAUCCUUCACAGUUUGCACCUAAUCCGCAACCUCCACCUCAGCCAGAUGAUGAUGUACAGAUAAUCACAGAACAUCGCCCAACAUAUUCAUUAACUACUCCUGUGCACCAUGUCUCUCCUCUCAAUCCCUCACCACCAAUUAUGCUCCAGGAACCAUCAACACUUCACCCAGCAACACAAGACAUUUAUGAUCAGUUUUCGCGAUUAUAUCCCCGGCGGGCUCUCAGUAGAAACCGAAUGCGUGCUUUUGCCCCGGCGCCCCCACCCACUGCCUACCCUGGCUUUCUACUUCAUUUCUUAGCAAUGUUGGGCAACCCACCCAUGCCAGCUACAUAUAAUGUUGAACUGAAUGAGGAUGCUGCUGCUGAAGUGGAAAAUUAUGAGGCACUUCUCAAUCUAGCUGAGCGAUUAGGUGAGGCAAAACCCAGAGGACUGACUAAAGCUAAUAUUGAUCAGCUAAUAGCAUAUCGUUUCAAUGCUGAGACAAGACGUGCUAACUUUGAUCAAACCCCUUGCAUGGACCAGACUUCUUGUGUUAUUUGCAUGUGUGACUUUGAAAAUAGACAACUGUUACGGGUCCUUCCUUGUAGUCAUGAAUUCCAUGCUAAAUGUGUAGAUAAAUGGCUUAAGACAAAUCGGACAUGCCCAAUAUGCCGAGCUGAUGCUUCAGAGGUUGUGAAUCAAGGAGAUUGAAUAUACUAUCCCCAAUAAACUAUGGCAAUAUCAGUUUCUGUUCAUAAUAUUUCAUCUGCCUCAUUACCAUUGUUAUUGGCAAUAUUGUUUGCUUUUCUACAAUGAACUGACUUAACAUUACUGUACAACUACUAAAAGCAUCUAACUAUAUCUAUGCCAGCAACCAGACCAGUUAAACAGCUAUCCAGCAUAAUUUGUUUAGAAAGACAGUUUCUGGUUUACUUCAGAAACACAUUAAACACAAGCAUACAAGUACACAUUAACACUAAAACAUACACAUUUGUGCUUCAAUAUCGUUUUGCACGACUCGCUACCCCCAGCCAACUCUUUUGUUUGUAAUUUGCUCAUCCUUGACUCGUGCGUGCAUGCAUGUGUGAAUGUCGUGUGAGUAAGCACGCGCUACAUCAGACUAAAUAAAGGUAUGCAUCAUGCAUGAUUGAUAAAACAGAUAAAAAAAAAAAUCCUGCAGUGUUGGCUUUAUAACCAGAAUGUGAAGUUUGUCCAACAUGCUGUAAUCUAAGAACUUAAUCAAAAGAAAUACCCCUUUCCCCUCCCCCAUCCCAUUUCUUGUAUGGCCGUCUCUCUUUGUGAAAGACAAGGCCACUUCAUCUUUCUAUAACUUUUUGUGAUAAGUAUUGCGAAAAGCAAAAUGAUGCAGUACCUGGCUUUCUGGAUAAAUGCAAGAUGCAGUUAUACACAAAUAGCAAUGGUCUUCAGUGCCUAUGGAGCAGUACUUGGUUAAUAAUAUAAUCUCAUACCUCCAAUGUGAAUCUUGUUAAAUCUUCUAAUGUUUGGAGACAGAGAAACUGCAAUGUCUGAGAGCUCUCAUGUGUACUGAGCUGUGCAAACUUAACCCUGUAAUAAAACAUGAAAAACCUAGCCUUUGGAAUAUUAA